AUGGGACCUAAACGGCAAGGGGAAUCCAGUUUGAUCAGAUGCCCGGCUGAUAUCUUGCACAUGGUGCUGAAGAUGCUUUCAGUCACGGAACACCGUACCCUCUGUCUGGUCAAUCAGGAUAUCCGCGCCAUCGCUGAGCCGUUCCUCUACUCGAAAAUCCAAUGGACUUGGCAAAAGGACCGCCCUGAUUCUCCUCCCCCGAUCACGCAACUCCUGCGGACUCUCCUAUCCAGGCCUCAGCUGGCUGGCUAUAUCACAAACGUCCGCUUGGACGGCUACACCUACCGGAUCGACCGUACGGGGUUUCGAUGGACAAUCCCUCAAAUUCCGAUCCCUAAUGAUGAACUGGACAAACCGAUCGCAUUCAUCCAGCGCAUGGGACUGCCAUAUACUAUCUGCGAAGAUUAUGGGCUGCCCAACUUCGGGCGUCUCCAAGACGUGUCUUUCCUUGUCCCUCAAGGUAGGGACGAAGCUUGGGAUAGAAAAAUCAAAAAUACAGCGGAUGUCCUGCCGUUCUUCUACCUACCUAACGUCCAACGCAUGUCAGCCUCGAUCCAGAACCCGGACGAAUUCAGGUGGUCUAUUUCGCGUUUACCCGAUCCUGCCAAACUGGUCUCGCUUCACCUAACCCAUGUCCGGGAAGGAUAUCUCCGGGAACUCCUCGCAGUCACCAAAAAGCUUAGAACCCUCCGCUGGGAGUGGUAUUUUGAUUAUGGGGUUGAAGAUCAGUUUACAACGCCGAUCAUUGAUCUUCCCAGAUUGCUGCUGCGCUUUCAACUGUUCGAGAUACUUUGA
Messenger RNA from Aspergillus terreus NIH2624, 795 nucleotides. RefSeq lists its product as uncharacterized. Lineage: Eukaryota; Fungi; Ascomycota; Eurotiomycetes; Eurotiales; Aspergillaceae. The record is from RefSeq and is a predicted model, not a curated record. The coding region runs from base 1 to 795 and encodes 264 amino acids. The transcript is spliced from 3 exons.